Messenger RNA from Dibothriocephalus latus, 600 nucleotides. The record is from the annotation of a GenBank genome assembly. NCBI's taxonomy places the organism in Eukaryota, Metazoa, Platyhelminthes, Cestoda, Diphyllobothriidea, Diphyllobothriidae.
AUGGGUAUGGGAGGGCCAGAAGAGUACUAUGUCGUUGUUGCCCUCGCAAAGGAUCUCGUUCUUAACCCACGGAGCUGUUCUGCGGGCUUACUAAAGACUUAUCGGGUGUCCCCGACUGGCGAUAAAUUGGAAUUUGUCCACGACACACAGGUGGACGAAUUCCCCACCGCUCUGUGCGCCUUCAAGGGCCGCCUGCUGGCUGCGGUUGGUCAUCGCCUGAGGCUGUACGACAUGGGCAAGAAAAAGCUACUUAAAAAGUGUGAGAAUAAGCAUUUCCCCAACCUCAUCAACGGCAUUUACAGCGUGGGCAAUCGCGUCAUCGUCACCGAUGUACAGGAGGGUGUUUUCUGGGUGCGCUACCGCCCGCGAUCUGAUAACCAAUUAGUCAUCUUCGCUGACGACGCUAGCCCCCGAUGGAUCAUCCAUCUCGCCGUGUUGGACCAGUGCACGGUGGCCGUGUCGGACAAAUUCGGCAACAUUGUUCUCCUACGUCUACCCGCCAACGCAAACGACGAGAUUGAGGAGGAUCCGAGCGGUAAUCGUUCGCUCUGGGACAGAACGGCCCUCGGCGGUUCUAGCCAAAAACUGGAGGGGAACUAG